AUGAAAUUUAGUCGUCGUAUUGUGAUUAUCGGUUGCGGUAGUGUAGCUCAAUGUGCACUUCCAUUAUUACUCGAAUUGGUUGAUAUCGCUCCUAGUUCAAUAACUAUUAUUGAUUUUACUGAUCAACGUUCAAAAAUUCAAUGUUUUCUUGAUCAAGGAGUGAACUAUAACCAAAUUCGUAUUACCAAACACAAUUAUACCGAUGUUCUUGAAACUCACUUAUCAACUGGUGAUAUGCUCAUUGAUUUAGCAUGGUAUCUAGACACGGCGUCAUUGUUAGAUUGGUGCCAUUAUCACAGCAUUUUAUUUAUCAACACCUCCGUAGAAUUGUGGGAACUACAGAAAAAAGUUCCCUCGUGUACAGAUCCAAGAACUCUAACACUUUAUCAUCGACAACUGAUAUUGAAGCAAGUAACUGAUCAGUGGAAAGAUAAGAACGGUCCAACAGCAAUUGUUGAUCAUGGAGCGAAUCCCGGUUUAAUUUCACAUUUUGUCAAACAAGCACUGACUGAUAUUGCCAAGCAAGUUUUAUCACAAUCUAUAAUCAAUGACUCACAGCGCAAAAGUGCUUUAGAACAAGCUUUGAAAAAUUUGGAUUAUGCAAAACUGGCCUAUCAUCUACAUGUUAAAACAAUUCAUGUUUCAGAGAGAGAUACACAACUCACCGAUAAACCUAAAAAAGUCAACGAAUUUAUAAAUACAUGGAGUAUUGAAGGAUUAAUCGAAGAGUCUAUUGCACCGAGUGAACUUGGCUUUGGAACACAUGAAUUUUUAAUACCAGAUGGGACUUUGCGUCAUAAACAAGGAUCUGGUAAUCAGAUUUGCCUAUCAGAAAAAGGAAUGAAUACAUGGGUCAGAUCGUGGGUACCGAGUGGAGAAAUUAUUGGCAUGGUGAUUCGUCAUGGAGAAGCGUACAGUAUUUCAAACUAUUUGACCGUUUAUCAAGGUGAUAAUCUCAUUUAUCGCCCAACAGUGCAUUAUGCUUAUUUACCGACUGAUGCCACCAUGAAUUCUCUUCAUGAAUUUAAAAUGUGUGGUUACAAAUUACAAUCGAAACAACGCAUUUUGUCCAAUGACAUUAUCAAAGGUGAGGAUGAAUUAGGCUGUCUUCUGAUGGGACAUGAUUUGAAAGCAUGGUGGACGGGAAGUGUGUUAGAAAUUGAAGAAUCACGAAAAUUAGUUCCUGGUCAAAAUGCAACAACUGUACAAGUAGCUAUUGGUGUAGUUAGUGCCGCUUUGUAUGCCAUUCGACAUCCUCAAUUGGGAUUUUGUCUUCCAGAUUAUUUAAACAGCGAAGAAAUAUUACAAAUUGCCAAGCCCUAUCUGGGGCAAUAUAUUUCACGAGUCGUCAAUUGGUCUCCACUUGAUAAAGCAGACGCAUUCGAAGUUCCUUCUAUACCAGAGAAUGAAUGGCAGUUCAUGACAUUCAAAAUAUAA
This is a messenger RNA of Didymodactylos carnosus, 1437 nucleotides long. The record is from the annotation of a GenBank genome assembly. Lineage: Eukaryota; Metazoa; Rotifera; Eurotatoria; Philodinida; Philodinidae.